UUGUGUGACAUUGAUUAGAAGAAUAAAAAUAAUUGAAAUCAUUCUAUACUGUUACUUUGCAUCGCAGAUUGUUGAAUAUUCUUUCGUAUUGUGUUGUAUUUUGCUUCCAUAUUUAUUCAACCGUUAACUAAAAGACUAUUUUUAGCAUUCAUUCGCACUGCUAACAUCUAUUAUUGUUUCACAUUGGCCCAAGUUCAGAGUAUGCAUCCUCGUGGAAAUUUCAUUGGAAUCGGACACUUAUUCGGAUUAGCUGUUGCGUUUUUUAUGAUGUACUUUUAUCAAGCUGAUAUCGAAGAUUAAUCAAAUUAUUCAGAAUGUCCGCGAGUAAAGUUGUGUUCAACAGCGCGUUGAAAGAACUGAGAAUUAUUCUUUGUCAAACAUCAAAGAGCAGUCAAGGAACCAGAGAUUUCAUCGAGAAAUAUUACGUUCCAAUUAAAAAAGCUAAUCCUACCAUUCCCAUUUUAAUCAGAGAAUGCAGUAAUGUAGAACCAAAGAUAUUCGCUCGUUAUGAACGUGGAAAAGAAGCUCAUGCUGCAGUCUCGAAUGAAAACUCCGAAGGCGUUUUAAAACGAGUUGCUGAAUUCGCAUCUCGUACUUCGUAAAGUUGAAGUUUUAAUGUAGUCAACCAAUAAAUGUGUUGAAUGUAGACUA
Planococcus citri (citrus mealybug) is the source of this 651-nucleotide messenger RNA. It is a transcript of the gene ND-B8, whose product is annotated as NADH dehydrogenase (ubiquinone) B8 subunit. The coding region runs from base 315 to 602 and encodes 95 amino acids. NCBI's taxonomy places the organism in Eukaryota, Metazoa, Arthropoda, Insecta, Hemiptera, Pseudococcidae. The record is from RefSeq and is a predicted model, not a curated record. The transcript is spliced from 3 exons.